AUAUCAGAGAAACCGGCGGACGAGAUCAUUUGACACUCCAUUACUGAAUAGUGAAUUCACACAUGUGAAGAAGUGAUCAGAUGUAAACUGAAAUUGAAGGAAAGGAGAAAUAAGGGUGUAGGCAUUUUCUAGUGGCUUUGGUGUAAAACCCACGCUUGAUGAGCAAAUUGGAGUUGGCCGGGGGACCAGAUCAAUUAAUGCAGUGGGUAGCCAUGUCUUCAGUACUGUUUCUUCUUCAUCGCAGCUGGGCUGCUUCUUUUUUUAUAGAGUCGUAGCUGAACCAAGCAAACAACAGUUGGAGGUCCCACAAGCUUUUUCAUGGUUUUGUUCCAGCAAGGGGGAGAGGUAUAAAAACCCUGGCCGCCUGCCUCUGCUAAAACAUUGGAACACUCGAAUUCUGUCGCUCCCAGCUUCGUCUGCGUCAGACACCAAGACUAACGACUUCGCCGGGAACACCUUGAAUUUGUCUCUUGUCUAACGGAAUUUUAUAUAUAAGCAGGACCAAUGGCAACAUUCGAACUAUACAGGAGGUCGACGAUCGGCAUGUGUUUGACGGAGACACUGGACGAGAUGGUCUCGAGUGGGACUCUCACUCCGGAGCUCGCAAUACAAGUUCUGGUUCAAUUUGACAAGUCUAUGACAGAAGCUCUGGAAACCCAAGUUAAGAGCAAGGUCUCUAUAAAAGGACAUCUACACACCUACAGGUUCUGUGACAACGUGUGGACCUUCAUCCUACAGGAUGCAACCUUCAAGAAUGAGGAAUGCCAGGAGAAUGUUGGUAGGGCAAAAAUAGUGGCAUGUGACUCGAAGUUGCUCUCACAAUGAGACGCCAUCCCUUCUAAAGGAAAUUUGAGACCCUUGCAGAGAAGUGACUGGAAGGUAGCCCAACUUGCAGAGACCCUUGCAGGAAAUUUGAGACUAAAAAAGAAGAAACCAUGUUCCCUUGAGAAAAACAAUUAUCAUUUGAGAUAUUGAGAUCCAGUAAUUGUUCUACUAAAAAAAAUUCUCGUGUUUCAUUUUUACUUGUGUAUGGAAUUGUUGUGGACCAUUUUGGAGAAUCAGUGGAAAUAUGGAUUGGAAAAGUGAAAUAACAAAGGAUUGACGAAA
Nelumbo nucifera (sacred lotus) is the source of this 1107-nucleotide messenger RNA. Its product is annotated as transcription initiation factor IIA subunit 2. NCBI's taxonomy places the organism in Eukaryota, Viridiplantae, Streptophyta, Magnoliopsida, Proteales, Nelumbonaceae. Gene Ontology annotation, cellular component: transcription factor TFIIA complex. Gene Ontology annotation, biological process: transcription initiation at RNA polymerase II promoter. The record is from RefSeq and is a predicted model, not a curated record.